Molecule: messenger RNA, 273 nt
Organism: Rotaria sp. Silwood1
Lineage: Eukaryota; Metazoa; Rotifera; Eurotatoria; Philodinida; Philodinidae
Source: the annotation of a GenBank genome assembly
AUGAUAUUAUCAUUAACAUUUUCUAAGUCAGUUACAAAUUCAAUGCUUGAUUAUAAAUAUCUGUGGAUGAGACCAGAAUUUAAUUUUGAACAUAAACGUCGUCGAACAACUUAUACAUGUCAUCAACUACUUGAAUUAGAAAAAGAAUUUCAAUGUAACAAUCGAUUUAAAUGGAAACAUGAUAUGUUUAAAUCACGUAAUCAUCCACAACAUGUUGAACUUGAAGCAAAAGCAACAAAUCAUAGUCGAAAUCAUCAUUCAUAUGCUGCAUGA